AUGGCAAACCAACAGUAUACUUAUAGUAACUAUCUCCAGUAUUCUCCAAACAUGGGUCAAACCAACACCAACUCGAUCAAUUUGGGCUCCGCAUCUAAUAACAAUAAUAACAAUAAUAGUGCACAAAGCAAUAAUCACGUUUCAGCCAGCAACAACAACAACAACAACAACACCAACAACAACAUCAAUAACACUUCUCCAUUAAAUAAUCUUUCGUACUUGACACCUCCGGGAACAUCUUCCAACACUGCCAGCUUGUCGAGUUCGUUAUCAAGCACUACUUCUUCCAUGUUUGGACCAACAUUGUCAAACACUUUGGCAGGCUCCUCCUCAUCGAGCUAUAGUUUCCAUACUCCAAGAUUGAGAUACUACUUGUCCAAAUCGUUUGACAUUGAAGACGACUUGGAGUUUUGUCCCGAGAUCCCCACUGACCAUCUUCAUGGCUACGGACAUGGCAUUCCUGGCGGACAUGGUGGGAGUCUAUUUGGCGUUGGAGGUAACAAUAGUCCAAGCUUGAAGAAGUUUAAUCCCUAUACUGCCACAGUGUUUUCACCAAGCCACGAAAUCUCCCAGCAGCAGCAGCAACAACAACAACUCCAACUGCAACUUCAACUGCAACAACAACUCCAUCUGCAACUGCGCCAAGCACAACAGCAACAACAACAGCCACAGCUUUCAAAACAACAAUCUCCAAGAGUUGUAACUCCAAGAAUCAGAAAACCAUUGGAAAUCAUAAACCCUCACACCAAGAUGAGAGUUGGCUCUCCUGCUACCAAAUCUGAAAGUUAG
This is a messenger RNA of Lodderomyces beijingensis, 789 nucleotides long. NCBI's taxonomy places the organism in Eukaryota, Fungi, Ascomycota, Pichiomycetes, Serinales, Debaryomycetaceae. The record is from the annotation of a GenBank genome assembly.